Hypoxylon fragiforme is the source of this 3604-nucleotide messenger RNA. RefSeq lists its product as uncharacterized. The transcript has a single exon. NCBI's taxonomy places the organism in Eukaryota, Fungi, Ascomycota, Sordariomycetes, Xylariales, Hypoxylaceae. The record is from RefSeq and is a predicted model, not a curated record. The coding region runs from base 680 to 3298 and encodes 872 amino acids.
GUCAGGCAACAAUUUUAUUCUAACAAAUUUAUAUCUCCUCUCGUCACUCUCCUACUAACUGUAAUUACCAGACGAAACAGUUUUUCACUGCCUAUCCUGCAAGUCCACUGAAUCACAUCGACUGCAGGAAAGAAAAAAAAACAAUACAGGACAAUUGAUCCAUCUCAUCGACACGCGAUUCGAACUGAUAGCAUCAGUUGCCAAAAACUUUUCUCGAUCUCUAUUCCAUUCUAUUCACCACCACCUUCAUUUACGCUCUCUUAACCUUUCUCUUAUUUACAAUUAGGAGCUGAGCCACCCCAACUCAUACACCAUCCCACAUCCGAACUUUCUAUCAUCUCAUAUUAUUCUAUCGACUUAGGGGAUAAUUGCGUACCCCUUAUUGGUAAGUCGAUCAUCUAAUAUGUCCCAACUAUGAUUGACCUCGGCUGACUGUUGUAUAUACCGCAGUGACCUUGAGCAUCUAUCGUAUCUCUUAAGCUGCGACUAUCAGUACACCUUGAGGGAACUUCAUCGGCCUUAUAUACAUAAGAGCAUCGACGUAACAAAGCUUGACAUUACGUCCGACACAGAAAGCCUAAGGUAUGUGCCUUCUGUGAUUAUUGAACAAACAAGGGGCAACUCUGACCAAGUCAUAGUCUUGUCAUAUUGUGCAUAACCCCUUAAGCAAUUCGACACCAUGUGUGGCAUAUCGUGCCUCGAGUGCCCCGUAUGCCGGCACGAGUUUCAAGGCAUCCAACUUUGCACGGAGGCCUCGAACGAAUUGUUUAACGAACACGCCGAUCCACAUAAGCCGUGCCAUCGAUUUCACUGCCCGAAACUGGUCUGGCCUCCCAUUCAGCCCCCGAGCAAGAUCGUUCGCAUCUGUGAAGAAUGCUCACUAGUUUACCGUUUGGGGGGCCCAGAGUCAGACGAUGAAGAGUCAGACGGAGAAGAAGUGGUGACGGUAGGCGAGACUGACCACUACAACUGGGCAGCAAGAGUGAGCGAGCUGCAUCAUCGCUACGUCACUGUUCGCGUCCCCAGUUGCAAGCUUUGCAAGAAACCACACUAUGGCCGUAGAAAAAGCAACAGUCUUGAGAAUGGAAGCCAAUUUGUGGUAGGCAUGGAUGGAAUUGAACUAGAGGUGAACUCUGUCAUGUGGAAAUGGAUGAGGAAGAUCAAGGAUACGAAGGCAAUUCAGACUAACUUCACGAUCGGGUUCAUGACGGAGCCUUGUCCGACAUGCAUCAACCUCGAGACUGUACUUCGGGGCAAGGUGAUCAAGUUCUUGGAGGUGUGUGAUCCGAUCGAGGCUUGGGCCAUAUGGAACUGGUUGCACUUGCGAGCGACCAACCAGGCCGAUUUCUGGAACCAUGAGGCAGCCAAUACUGGCCUCCCGGACUCACCACCCCCCCACAUCCUCAACUUCAAAGCUCUAAUGGCUACCGGCUGGAAAGCUCGAACUGGAGUUGCUUGGGAACGUCUUGAUGAGGCCUCUUCCUCGUCAUACGGUUUUAUUGUCGGGGAGAAGGAAGGUCUGAGGCACAUUCACAGUUGGGGGGGCUACCGCGGAUUGCCUGGUGAAGAGAUUGAAAAGUUACUCCCCCCCGUUCCAUUAGAUGAAGAUAACAUCACGGUCGAAUAUGAAGGCCCGGAAGAGCAGUUCCAAGGAGAAGCUAGCGCCAAAGAAAAGCGCAACCUUGACCGUGGCGCAAGGACGGGAAUACUGUUUCCAUCGGAACCCAAAAGUAAACGCAAGAGGAAGGCAAGUAGCGAAGGUAAUUCGGGAGUCGGCGAACGUGUGAAGCGAGUCCGCUUUUCCGAGGACCCGGUCAUGUCCGUACAGCAUCCUAACGGUGUUAUCGAGCAAAACAUUACCGAGCAAAACACUACCGAGCAAAAUACCACCGAGCAACCGGGCAAGCUGGACAAGGGAAAGAAAGUCCGUCGAAUGUCGAGUUCCCGUAAGCGAAAAAUGAAAUUAGAAGAGCUGCGGAACGCCGCUCAGGCGCAGGUCCUCAGUAAGCCAGCAUUUGAACGGGAAUCGACAAAUUUUAGCACAUCGAGUUCUGACUCAUCGACGAGUGGAAGUACCUCGGAUAGUAGCAGCAGUAGCAAUGUUGCCGAGGAGCCGGAACUGAACGGGCAAGCCGAAGACGGCUUGGACUUGAUUGGUGAUGAUGAAAUCAUCUCCAUCUCUUCGGAUUCGGAUAGUAGCUCUGACGAAAGUGACGAAAGUGCCGAUGAUAAUGAUGAUAAUGAUGACAUUGAAAGCAACGGCCAUGAAAGCAACAACGCCGAGAGCGAGGACGAUGAGAUGGAUGUUGAUGAGAGCAACAACAGUGAGAGUAAUGAUGAUGAAAGCAACGACAACGAAAGUGAUAACGGCGAAAGCAUCAAUGGUGAGACCAACGGCUUUGAAAACAUCGACGACGAGAGCAACAACGUCGGAAGUGACGAUGAGAACGACGAAGUUGAGAGUAACAGCGAUGAAAAUAUCGUCGAUAGUAUCGAAACUGUGCCUACACACGAUGAGGACACCCAGUGCUCAGACAGCGACGAUGGCUUGGGCGAAGCUGAAGAGUAUGAGUUCGAAUACAAAGGCUUCGUCUCCUCUGAUAUGGGCUUAUGGUACCUGGACGGCCUCACCGACCUAAACUUCCGGUGGCAUCUGCCUCUCGGUGUCACGCCGAAUGAAGAACGACAAAAGCUAGAACAGGAUGAGCCCCAAGACCAAUCUGAGACCCAGCCCGAGACCCAGCCCGUGUUGGAAACAGUUGAAGUUGAAGAAGGAACGCAAGAAAUCCAGAAAGAAGCCCAGGAGCAGGUCCAGGAAGAAAUUCAAGGAGAGGUCCAGAAGGAAGUUCAAGAUGAAGUCCAGGGACGAGUCCAGGAACAGGUCCAGGAAGAGAUCCAGAAAGAAGCACCGAAAGAAGUACAGGAACAGGCCCAGGGAGAGGCCCAGAAGGAAGUUCAAGAUGAAGUCCAGGCACAAGUUCAGGGACAAGUCGAGGAACAGAUCCAGAAAGAAGCACCGGAAGAAGUACAGGAACAGGCCCAGGGGGAGGCCCAGGGAGAGGUCCAGGUAGAGGGCCUGGGAGCUGGCCAAGUCGCAACCCAGGAAGUCGCAAGCCGAGAGGAGGCAGCCGAAGAUAUCCCUGCCCCCCCGAGCCCCGUAGAUAGUGGAUGUGCACGGGGGCGGGGACGGGGACGGGGACGAGGGAGAGGACAAGGGCGAGGGCGAGGACAAGAUGGAAAGGGUCGAGGACGGGGAAGCGGACGAGGCCGAGGCCGACCGCGAAAGAACCCCUAUUAAUUUCACUGCCCGUGGUGGAUAGAAAUAGUGAUUCUGAUGGUAGCAAGAAAGAGGAAGGAAAAGGAUUUGAAGGCCUCAUACUAUGGCCUCACCUAGGUACUUUACCUAUGUAUUGUACUUACCCCUAUCUGCCAACAAUACUUGAAAGUUGCGUUGUGCGGUUUACUUUUCGGGUUUUGAUCUUCAUUUCGUUUUUCGUUUGCUUGGUAUGAUACUAUCCUACUAUAGAUCAUAUCAUUGAUGCAACUAAUUCACUUGUUUAAUAAAGGUGAACAAGUCUGGUAAUUCAAACUGUGUAGUUAAUGU